AUGGCGCUGGCACCGCUGCUGCUGCCGCUGCUGCUCGCGGCCACUCGCGCGACCCAACAGGAGAUCGCUGCAAAACCACAGCACAAUGUGGGAGGAGGGGAACGCGGUCUGCUGAGUUUGCUGCUGUCUGCCGGAGCAGUAAGGCCGAGUAACAGGCUCUGCGGGAACUGCCUGUGCGGCCGGCCCAACCGCCCAGCCAGCCGGCUGUCCGGAGGUGUGCCGCUGUCGCCAUCGGAGAUGCCGUGGCUGGCGCUGGUCUACGCCGGCGAGGACAACGUCACCACCGGCUCGCUCAUCAACAACAGAUACGUGCUCACCGCCGCCGCGCCGGUACAGGGGUACACGGCGCAGGACGUGAAGGUGUCGCUGGGCGCGGAGAACGUGUGCACGGGCGACGUGAGCACGGUGAACGCCAGCGUCUCCGAAGUGCUGGUCCACCCGCAGUACGACCCCGACUCCAUGGCCUCGGACCUGGCGCUGCUGCGCCUCACCACGCCCGUCGUCUUCUCCUCCCGCAUCAGCCCCGUCUGCCUGCCGCCCACGGACCGGUCGACGUACCUGGGACAGGUGUCGACGGCGGCGUCUUGGUCGGCCGAGGAAGCGACCAGUGCCAACGCGACGGCGGUGAACGGAACUGCGGGCAAUGCGACGGCGGCGGCGACGGCGGGCAGCGCGUGCAGGGCGCGCAAGCUGCCGCUGCCCGUGCUGCAGCAGCGAGACUGCUUCCUCAGCAACGUCAGCGCGCGCCUCGUCACCGAAGACAAGGGCUGCGCGGGAACUCCGGGCACCGCCGCGCUACUCUGCCCGGGAGACGCUGGGGGGCCGCUUCUGUUUCGCACCUUGCAAGGAGUCUACCAACAGAUUGGUGUCCUGGCGUCGGCUAACGAGUGUGGUGAGAACAUCAACGGGCCAUCUUUGUAUACCCGUGUGGCGCCGUAUCUGCGAUGGAUAUUUGCCAACACGAGGGACGCUUGUCUCUGCUCCGCUUAGUCCACUUAGCUGUGACACCGCGCAGAACUGGAAUGGUGUUACGGCUUCGAUAGACAUCUGCAAAUUUUUGACUCGUAGCAAGUGGGUCUGAUGGUGCACACGGAGGCACGGUUUUGCGUCUGAUACCCGGAGACUGCACAAGUUGCCAAAGAUACUUAGGUUAACAUUACGAAAUGGUGUGUUGAUCACACUGCGUUAAGGAUAAAUUUAUAACUGAAAGUCGAGUCGUCAGUGCAGUUCCUUAUGCUUACGAGUGUGUAGUCGUUCAAAGUAUUUAAAUUCUGCUUUCCUUCAGCGAUGUGCAACUGUAGCUGUUGUGGAGAGAGACUGGUUUGCAGAAUGUACAGGUAGUUCAUUAAGGAACAGCGUUUUUAUGCAAUUUUUAUAUGAUUAAGAAACUCAAGCAUGCUGCAACUGAAACCUCAUUAUAGUCAAUUCACAAGAAAAAAAAAACAAUUAAACCUCUUAUGAAACCGUGUAGCAAAUCUGUAUAAAACGCCCAAGGCUGAGAAUGUUAGUAAGGACCAUAUCUGACUAGAAAAUUAACGAAGAAAGCGAAAUACACACUGAGCCUGGAAACUAUUGCUUAAAAUUUGAGACAAUGUUUGGUGCACAAUAAUGAACACCAGGUGUUCUUAAGGUAAGUAGCGGAGGUGAGCACCGGUUUGGUCUCGUUUACAAGGACAGCUCACUAACUCGUCGUAUGGAAACCCGAAAAUUAAAAAGGAUCUGUCCAGCAGCAAAAACAAACAAGAAUUGUAGCCAUUUUUCAAAGUGAUUCCUAAUA
Molecule: messenger RNA, 1777 nt
Organism: Schistocerca americana (American grasshopper)
Lineage: Eukaryota; Metazoa; Arthropoda; Insecta; Orthoptera; Acrididae
Product: prostasin-like
Exons: 7
Coding region: 1-990 (329 amino acids)
Biological process (GO): proteolysis
Molecular function (GO): serine-type endopeptidase activity
Source: RefSeq, a predicted model, not a curated record